UCCAACUCUUCCUCGGUCGGGAUUUCGGAACCACAAGAGAUUCACAGGAACGGGUUUUGGUGAUAAAAAGGACACAAGUUGGGAGAGGAUACAACGUUAUAUGGUCACAUUAGCGCAAAGCACCCUACUUUAUCAAAUAUCUGAGGAUGGAAAUUGAACUAUGAGGUAUUGUGUAGCUGCAGAAGACUGACAGAACUAUGGCGCAGUUCCCUACAACAUUUACAGGUCCAGUAUCAGAUGUGUUUCUGAUCUCAGUGGAUGAGAGAGCCAAACAUGACCAGCAGUUCCACAGCCUCACCCCGACUCCUGCGGGCUAUAUCACAGGGGACCAGGCCAGGAACUUCUUCCUUCAGUCAGGACUGCCCCCUCCCAUCCUGGCACAAAUCUGGGCUCUAGCUGAUAUGAACAGCGAUGGUCGAAUGGAUAUCCAUGAGUUCUCCAUCGCUAUGAAGCUCAUCAAACUGAAGCUCCAGGGUCACCCUCUGCCCCCCAGCCUGCCCCCCAGCAUGAAACAGUCUCCACUGCCCAUGCCACCACAGACUGGAUUUGGCAUGCCCCCCAUGGCUCCCAUACCAGCGGCUCUGCCAGGCGUGCCCCCCCUUCCCCUGCCCCCUCUCCCCGUCGGCGUAUCUCCUCCACUUGUGUCCUCUGCGCCACCUCCCCUCCCCCCGCCCAUUGCCAACGGAGCUCCACCCACAGGCAUGAUCCAGCCAAUCACAGGCUUCUCCCACCCAGCUUCCUCUAUCAACAAGUCAUCAUCAUUUAGCCGGUCCUCGACCAAACUGCAGAAGGGGCCCUCCUUUGACUCUGCCAGUGCCCAGACUCCCCCCACUCACUCUGAUUGGGCGGUUCCUCAGUCCUCCAGGCUGAAGUACAGACAGCUUUUCAACUCCCAUGACAAAAUGAUGAGUGGACACCUCACUGGUCCCCAGGCUCGCACCAUCCUGAUGCAGUCCAGUCUUCCUCAGACCCAGCUGGCUUCUAUAUGGAGUCUGUCGGAUAUUGAUCAGGAUGGCAAGCUGACAGCUGAGGAGUUUAUCCUGGCCAUGCACCUCAUAGACAUGGCUAUGUCUGGUCUACCGCUGCCCCCUGUGUUACCACCAGAAUACCUCCCACCUACAUUCAGGCGUGUGCGUAGCGACAGUGUUCAGUCAGACCAGAAGAGUGUCCAGGAGGAGACAGAGGAGGAAACAGAAGCCAGCCAGGAGAAGAAACUUCCAGUGACUUUUGAGGAUAAGAAGAGGGAGAACUUUGAGCGAGGGAAUCUGGAGUUGGAGAAGAGGCGCCAGGCCCUGCUGGAGCAGCAGAGGAAAGAGCAGGAGAGGCUGGCCGCACUGGAGAGAGAGGAGCAGGAGAGGAAGGAGCGUGAGCGUCUGGAGCAGGAGAGGAGACGACAACAGGAGCUAGAAAAACAACUGGAAAAACAGAGGGAGUUGGAGAGGCAGAGGGAGGAGGAGAGACGCAAAGAAAUAGAGAGGAGAGAGGCUGCUAAACGGGAGUUGGAGCGUCAGCGUCAGUUGGAGUGGGAGCGUCAGCGUCGCCAGGAGCUGCUGACUCAGAGAAACAGAGAGCAGGAGAGCAUAGUGCUGCUCAAAGCCAGGAAGAAAACCCUGGAGUUUGAACUGGAAGCUCUGAAUGACAAGAAGUCCCAGUUGGAGGGUAAACUCCAGGAUGUUCGGUUUCGUCUGUCAGCUCAGCGGAGAGAGGUGGAGCAAACCAACCAGACCAGAGAGGCCCGCAUUGCUGAAAUCACUCUGCUGCAGCAGCAGCUGCAGGACUCCCAGCAGUGGCUGGGCAGGCUAAUUCCUGAUAAACAGUGUCUCAACGACCAGCUCAAACAAGUUCAACAGAACAGCCUACAUCGUGACAGUCUGUCCUCUCUGCAGAAGGCUGUGGAGCAGAAGGAGAUCAGCAGACAGCAGCUCAGGGAGCAGCUAGACGCGGUGGAGCGAGAGACGAGGUCCAAACUGCUGGAGAUAGAUGCUUUCAACACUCAGCUCAAGGAGCUGAGGGAAAUCCACAGCCGGCAACAGAGACAGAAACAGAAGGAGUUGGAGGGGGACACACAUAAACUGACACAUACACUCUCUCACAUACACACACCAAGCGAGAGGAAAUCUGCUGAGCUGCAGGAGAGCAGGUUGUCAUCGGAGGAGGGUGUAGCCUGGAGAGACGAAGGGGGAACCUCUGCCCCCAGAGCUCCCAGCCCUGGAUCCAGCUCUGCCCCCCAGGCAUGGCUAAACAGAGUGACGCAGGAGGAGGAGGACAGGAAGAGGAGAGGCAUGGAGGAAGAGGAGGAGGGCCGCAAGAGAGUGGGAAUGGGAGGAGAGGAAAAGGAGGAAGAGGGGAGAGGCAAGAAGGACAUGCAGGAGAAACUGAACAAGCUGUUUAGCCAGCAGUCUGACCCCUGGGCUUCAACAGGGACAGCAGAUAAAACCCCAGCCACCAGCCUGUUUGAGCAGAAAACUUCAGUCAGCAGCUUCGACCAGCAGCAGCCGCCAGUGAAGGUGGUCUACUACAGGGCUCUGUAUCCCUUUGAUGCCCGGAGCCAUGAUGAGAUCAGCAUUGCCCCUGGAGACAUAGUCAUGGUGAAGGGGGAGUGGGUGGAUGAGUCCCAAACAGGGGAGCCUGGUUGGCUUGGAGGAGAACUCAGGGGGCGGACCGGUUGGUUUCCUGCCAAUUAUGCCGAGCGGAUCCCCGACAGCGAAGCACCGAUCAGCCUGCGCUCCUCCACGUCGGCCACUCCCACCCCAGCCCAGCAGCCAAUAGCCACACCCCCCCCAGCUCCGGGACACACCUCCUCCACGUCCUCAGCCAACAGUAACUGGGCUGACUUCAGCACCACUUGGCCCUCCACUACAACCAGCCAAUCAGACAGUGAGGGCUGGGACGCCUGGCCGACCUCUUCAACCAGUCAGAAUCCUUCACUCAGUGUUCCCUCAGCGCAGCUACGGCAACGCUCCGCCUUCACACCCGCAACCAUGACAACAGGCUCCUCUCCGUCUCCUGUCCUGGGACAGGGAGAGAAGGUCGAGGGUCUUCAGGCUCAGGCCUUGUAUCCAUGGAGAGCCAAGAAAGACAACCACCUCAACUUCAAUAAAAACGAGAUAAUAACAGUAUUGGAGCAGCAGGACAUGUGGUGGUUAGGUGAACUGCAGACUGGACAGAGAGGCUGGUUCCCUAAAAGCUAUGUCAAGCUCAUUUCCGCCACCAUGACAGCCCCAGCCUCAACCGCAGCACGCAGCAAAAACACAAGCGAGUCGACAGCAUCAGAAAGCCCACCCAGUGGAAAACGCCCUUCACCCUCCCCAACCAAACCUUCUGAGUCUGGAGAAGAGUACUUGGCCAUGUACACCUAUGAGAGCAGUGAGCAGGGGGACCUGAGUUUCCAACAAGGAGAUAUCGUCAUGGUGACCAGAAAAGAAGGGGAUUGGUGGACGGGCGUGGUUGGGGGCAAGACCGGGGUUUUUCCAUCCAAUUAUGUCAAACCACGAGACUCAUCAUCAGAGUCACUGGGUCCAGCAGGGAAGACAGGCAGUCUGGGGAAGAAACCUGAGAUAGCCCAGGUGAUCGCCCCCUACAGUGCUACAGGAGCAGAGCAACUCACGUUGGCUCCAGGACAGCUUAUCCUCAUCAGGAAAAAAAACCCUGGGGGCUGGUGGGAGGGGGAGCUCCAGGCCCGAGGGAAAAAGCGCCAAAUUGGUUGGUUUCCAGCCAAUUAUGUCAAGCUGCUGAGUCCCAGCACCAGCAAGACCACACCCACAGAGCCCACCCCUCCCAAACUGGCCCCUUCUAGCACUGCUCUGUGCCAGGUGAUCGGCAUGUAUGACUAUGUGGCCCAGAACGACGACGAGCUGGCCUUCCAGAAGGGUCAGGUGAUCACAGUGCUCAGUAAAGACGACUGUGAUUGGUGGAAAGGCGAGCUCAACGGGAGGGAGGGACUAUUUCCAAGCAACUACGUCAAGCUCACCACGGAUACUGACCCGAGCACACAGUGGUGUGCUGACCUCCAUCUGCUGGACAUGUUGAGUCCCAUGGAGAGGAAGAGGCAAGGCUACACACACGAGCUGAUCGUUACAGAGGAGAACUACGUCAACGAUCUGCAGCUUGUCACAGAGAUCUUCCAGAAACCUCUGUUGGAGUGUGAGUUGCUGACAGAGAAAGAAGUGGCCAUGAUCUUCGUCAACUGGAAGGAGCUCAUCAUGUGCAACAUCAAACUGCUCAAGGCUUUGAGAGUCAGGAAGAAGAUGUCAGGUGACCGGAUGCCAGUGAAGAUGAUUGGCGACAUCCUGACCAAUCAGCUGCCUCACAUGCAGCCCUACAUCAGAUUCUGUUCGUGUCAGCUGAACGGAGCCACGCUGAUCCAGCAGAAAACUGAUGACAACCCUGAGAUUAAAGACUUCCUCAAGAGGUUAGCCAUGGAUCCCAGGUGUAAAGGAAUGCCCCUGUCCAGCUUCCUGCUCAAACCCAUGCAGAGAGUCACACGCUACCCACUCAUCAUCAAGAAUAUCUUAGAAAACACUCCAGAAUCUCAUCCAGACCACAGCCAUUUGAAAGCUGCUCUGGAGAAAGCGGAGGAGUUGUGUUCACAGGUGAACGAGGGCGUCAGGGAGAAGGAGAACUCAGAUCGUCUGGAGUGGAUUCAGGCUCAUGUGCAGUGUGAGGGGCUGUCUGAGCAACUGGUGUUUAACUCGGUCACAAACUGCCUGGGUCCCAGGAAGUUCCUCCACAGCGGGAAGCUCUUCAAAGCCAAGAGCAGCAAGGAGCUCUACGGCUUCCUGUUCAACGACUUCCUGCUGCUAACACAGGUGACAAAACCUCUAGGUUCCUCUGGGUCGGACAAAGUCUUCUCCUCCAAAACACACCUGCAGUACCGCAUGUACAAGACGCCGAUCUUCCUCAAUGAAGUGUUAGUGAAGCUGCCAACAGAUCCAUCAGGAGACGAGCCUCUGUUCCACAUCUCUCACAUAGACAGAGUUUAUACCAUCAGAGCUGAGAGCAUUAAUGAAAGGACGGCGUGGGUCCAGAAAAUCAAGGCAGCUUCAGAACUCUUCAUUGAGACGGAGAAGAAGAAGAGAGAGAAAGCUUACUUAGUCCGUUCUCAGAGGGCUACAGGUAUCGGUCGGCUGAUGGUCAACAUCGUGGAGGGAAUUGAACUCAAACCCUGUCGCUCCCACGGUAAGAGUAACCCGUACUGUGAGGUGACCAUGGGUUCCCAGUGCCAUAUCACUAAAACAUUACAGGACACGUUGAAUCCUAAAUGGAAUUCCAAUUGUCAGUUUUUUAUAAAAGACCUGGAACAGGACGUCCUCUGUGUCACUGUGUUCGAGCGAGACCAGUUCUCACCUGACGACUUCCUGGGCAGGACAGAGAUCCGAUUGGCAGAAAUAAAGAAGGACCAGGGUUCGAAAGGGCCGAUCACGAAGCGGCUGCUGCUCCACGAGGUCCCGACGGGAGAGAUCGUGGUCAGACUGGACCUCCAGCUGUUCGAAGAACCUUAAUAUCUGGAUUAGACUUCACUGGACUGGACUGCAGCGGGGCUUGAGUUGUCUGAAGAGCCGUAGGAUUUUGACCAGACAUGAGGUUUUACAGGGCUGGAUGUGGCUGGACUGGACAGCUGGACUGGGUUCACGCAGUCUGCUCUGGUUCAGGUGGUCUAAACAGCUGAACAGGUACACUCUGAAGAAACCAGCUAAAUUACAGCCAGGCUGCACCAAGUCUUAAAUUCUUAAUGUCUUAAAUUCUUUUUUUAGCAGUCUGACAAAUGUUACGAUAAAUCAGUCCAGUCCUGUGACCUGCACACGGGAUAAAGUGUUUUCUUUUUAAAUGCUGGUUUCAGUGGCCAAAUUAUUAAUUUCAUUGAAACUGGCAUUGAAAAGGUCAUAAACUGUUAGAUUUAGUUUGAUGAGACCUGAAGGCACCCUUUCAAAACACGACAGAUAGUAUUUAGAGUGGACUCCCCUGUUGCUCGCUAACUUCCAUGAUACUCAUGAUGAAUACAAGUCUUAAUCCUUUGUGCUCCAGUUUAGUUCAGUCCAGUGUCCUCUUGUCCUCCCUCAGGCUGGUCCAAGUCUUGACUUGGUGCAGUCCAGUCCAGUCCAGUGCUCUCUGAAAGCGGUCCGGUCUUUACUGUUUUCUCUCCCUCUGCUUCAUCAGACAGUCUCACAGAUACUCCAGUGACAAUCCCAGCCCUUUCUCUCUCCCCUAUCCACCAAAACCCAAACGUGUGUGUGUGUGUGCGCACAUGUGUGUGUGUGUGUGUGUGUGUGUGAGAGAGAGCGAGAGAGAGAGGUCCAGAGACAGAUCAAGUGUGUCAUGUGUGCAGGUGUGUCAAGAUGGACAGGCUAAUUAAAAGUACAGUUUGGUGUAUUUUUUUUUUUUUUUAACAAGUCUUAAGAGUCGUACGAUCAACUCUUCAGAGAACAAGUCUUGAGGUACUGCAUCUAAAGGGACUCUGACAUUUUGAAUUUGAAUCUUUAGUUUUCGUUUCCCUUCACCGGAUACUUGCUACAUUCUAGCAGCAAAUGCAGCACACGGGUUUAAUGAGGAAUGCUGGCACUAAUGAGCUGUUUUUAGGACAUUUUGGGAAACACGAGUCUGAUAACUCGGCAAGUGUCUGGUGCAGGCAAAUGACAGACGACAUGUCAAAGUAUCCCUUUUGGAUUUAUCGAUUAUGGUUAUGCUGAUGAUGAUGAUGCUGAAAUAUUAAUGUCCAGGGACCAGGUGUGACAGCUAAAACUGAGAUGCUGUAAAGACGAAUGUCAGUUUUUUUUUACUUAAGUCGGAUGCACAUAGGAGCUGUAUUUUUAUGUGAUUUCUGUCACACGUCUGAACUCUGGUGUUCCGUUGCUGCUGUGGAGCCGUCAAAAGCGACCGCCGCUCCAAAAUCGCGUUCAGACGAUUUCCCCAAACUGUCCCUGUGAAAGCGCGGCGUUGAAGAAACACAGAACGAUGCUACUGUGCAUUGGCACUUCCAGCACUUUGAAAACACACGUUGGUACUGAUACUGAGUUCAGCAUAUUGGAGACAGGACAGGACAGGCCACAGGUCUUUUAGGCUCGCCGCCAGCCGCCACGUUAGCAUGGCCGGCCACACGGUUAAUGUGGCGCGUGGUGAGCUAGCCAGAGUUUUAGAUAGGGUAGUUGCUUAGCUAGUUAGGUACUCGGCUAUUUAAUUAAUUUAGUUAGUAAUCCGUUUAUCUGGGCCUUUUUAAAUGCACGGUUACAGCAAUCCACUGAGAUGACCGAUAGUUACCCUCGUGACCAACCACUGUCCAGUACAAAUUCAGCAAGAAUCAGCCAAUUGCAGCAGCUUUACCGUGGAGGAAGGUGUGUACGUGUGUCUAAGGCCUUGUUCAGACUGCAAGUCCAAAUCCUUUUUUUUUUUUUUUUUUUUUUUUUUGCAUAUCCAGAUUGUAUCCACACUGAUUUUAGAAAGUCUGGACAUCAAAAAAACACAUACAAUGUGAUUUUUGCAAAUUGGAUCCAAAUUUCCAGGUGGUUUGAAAUGUGAUUUGAAUUGUAUUUCUACUGAUGCAGCUCAAUACGGACGCUCGAAUCGGUUUUCUCAAACUGUCACGACACACGACAACAUCAAAUCCAAAGUGACAAGAGGUGCAUCGGAGCGGCCGCGGAUCUCCAUUUCUCUACGUCGUUACCAUAGCAACCCAUGCAGAUAGGCUUGUGAUGUCUGGACACACAAAUCUGACCGGAUCACUCGCAGAUGACAGUGUGGACAGUCUGUCUUAAAGAUCUGAUUUGAGAAACAUCCGACUUGCCUGCAGUCUGAGCGAGGCCCAAGUGUGUGUGUCCCAAACUGAACUUGUCUGACAAUGAUGAUGAAGAUGAUGAUGAUGAUGCAGAUGCAGAGUCUUACAUCCCCCUACCCUCACCCUCCCAAACCUCUCUGUACUGUUCUCCAGUAUUCCCCCAGCCUCCUCCCUCCCCCCACUGUACUAAAACUAACCUAAUCCAGUUUGGACCCGUUCUUACUGUCUACCUUCCAGGUUGUGUAUAAUACUACUGCUAUCUGAGAGUUAAUAUAUGAGCGCUCUGGGGGCGAUAGAGACAGCCUGCUGUUAAUUAUCACUGUAGAAGAAGAUGUAUGUUGUUGUCUUUCAAUGUUCAGAAUAAACUUCAGUUGGACCAAGA
Molecule: messenger RNA, 8150 nt
Organism: Myripristis murdjan (pinecone soldierfish)
Lineage: Eukaryota; Metazoa; Chordata; Actinopteri; Holocentriformes; Holocentridae
Gene: itsn1
Product: intersectin 1 (SH3 domain protein)
Exons: 46
Coding region: 198-5501 (1767 amino acids)
Biological process (GO): clathrin-dependent synaptic vesicle endocytosis; intracellular signal transduction; positive regulation of Rho protein signal transduction
Cellular component (GO): cytoplasm; intracellular vesicle; presynaptic membrane
Molecular function (GO): calcium ion binding; protein binding; guanyl-nucleotide exchange factor activity
Source: RefSeq, a predicted model, not a curated record